Empidonax traillii (willow flycatcher) is the source of this 2443-nucleotide messenger RNA. Its product is annotated as disintegrin and metalloproteinase domain-containing protein 20-like. Gene Ontology annotation, biological process: proteolysis; male gonad development. Gene Ontology annotation, molecular function: metalloendopeptidase activity. The transcript has a single exon. Gene Ontology annotation, cellular component: external side of plasma membrane; sperm head plasma membrane; plasma membrane. The coding region runs from base 16 to 2313 and encodes 765 amino acids. The record is from RefSeq and is a predicted model, not a curated record. NCBI's taxonomy places the organism in Eukaryota, Metazoa, Chordata, Aves, Passeriformes, Tyrannidae.
UGCAGGGCGGCCGGGAUGGGGGCACUGCCGGGGCUCCUGGUGCUGCUGCUGGGGCUGGCGGCGUGCCCCGGUGCGCGGGGGGCCCGGCCCGCCGAGCCCCUCGCCGCGUGGGUGACGGUGCCGCGGCAGCUGAGCCCGCGGGCCGGCAGCGACGCCCCGGCCGUCACCUUCUGGCUGAAGGUGGCGGGGCGGCCGCGGGUGCUGCGCCUGCAGCCCCGGCGGGGCCUGAUCUCCCGGCCCUUCACACUGGUCACCUACGCCAAGGAUGGGGUCCGCCGGGAGGAGCACCCCUUCGUGCAGGACAACUGCUUCUACCAGGGCGAGGUGCUGGGGAGCCCUGGCUCCCUGGUGGCCCUCAGCACUUGUGACAGGGGCCUCCACGGCGUGCUCUGGGUGGAGGAUGAUACCUUCCAGAUCGAGCCCAUCCCCCAUGAUCCAGCCUUUCGGCACAUCAUCUACCGCAUGGAGGCCAACAACCCCAUGGGCCCCACCUGUGGACUGACCCCUGAGAUGCUGCAGCACCAAAAGGCUGUGCUGCCCUGGUUCAAGGCUCCAAAGGCAGAGGAGGAGAACGAGGAACUGAAGGAGUGGUGGACACACACCAGGUAUGUCAAGAUGGCAGUGAUUGUGGACAAUGUGCGCUUUGUGAAGUCAGGCAGGAAUGAAUCUGAAGUCUUGAGGCAAGUCAUGGAAGUCAUCAACAUUGGGGACAUUCUGUACAAGCAGCUUUCUGUCCGGCUGUUUCUAAUAGGAUUGGAGAUAUGGACCGAAAAGAACUUAAUAAAUAUUACUAAAUCUCUUGGCAAGGUACUUAGUGACUUUAACAAUUGGCGAAAGUCAAACCUGUCACCACGGAUGCGCCAUGAUGUUGCUCAUUUAUUUGCAUUUCAGAGGUUUGGAAGCACCUUGGGAUUGGCAUUUGUAGGGACAGUAUGUGAUAACCACUGGUCAUCAGCUGUUGCUUCCUUCACUGAGAAAAAGUUGUCCACCUUUUUUAUCACAUUUGUCCAUGAGCUGGGCCAUAAUCUUGGGAUGAUCCAUGAUAAACCAGACUGUAAAUGCAAACGAGAUAAAUGCAUUAUGUACGAAAGCAACGCUGACACUGAUGUGUUCAGUGACUGCAGUUACAAAUCCUACUUUGACCUGCUUGUACGUGGCGCCGACUGCCUUCGUCAACCACCAGAACCUGGCACUUUCUACACCUCGAAGCGUGAAUACUGUGGGAAUAAGAUACUAGAAAGCGGAGAGCAAUGUGACUGUGGUUCAGAAUCAGCCUGCAGAAAGGAUCCUUGUUGCCACCCAAACUGUACGCUUACUGUAGGUUCAGUCUGUGCAUCUGGAAAAUGCUGCAAGAACUGUAAGGUCCUUCCAGCAGGAACAGUGUGCAGAGAAAGUACUGGCACCUGUGACCUGCCAGAGUAUUGCAAUGGGAUUUCUCCUCAGUGUCCACUGGAUGUCUACCUACAAGAUGGAACCCCUUGCAAAGAUGAUACUUAUUGCUAUCAAGGAAAAUGUUCUUCCCACAGUAAACAGUGCCAGGAUCUCUUUGGCAAACAAGCCAGGGCUGCUUCUUUAGAUUGCUUCAAAGCAGUGAAUACUCAAGGUGACCGGUUUGGGAAUUGUGGUAUUCGCAACAAUAUCCAUUUUACAAAAUGCACUACUGAGAAUGUCUUAUGUGGUAGGAUUCAGUGUGAAAACAUAGUCAAAUUACCUCACUUGCAGAACCAUGUAACGCUACUCCAAACUCCUGUUGGAGAUAAAAAUUGUUGGGGUCUUGACUAUCACGUAGGGAUGCCAGGAGCUGACGUGGGAGCUGUGGAAGAUGGCACACCGUGUGGUAGUGAAAUGCUUUGUAUCAACAGGACAUGUAUUAAUGUAGCAUUGCUGAACUAUGACUGUAACGUGACAAAGUGUCAUGACAGAGGAGUGUGUAACAAUCGUAAGAACUGUCACUGCGAGUAUGGCUGGGCUCCUCCAUACUGUGAAUUCGAAGGAUUUGGAGGUAGCAUUGACAGUGGACCCCCUCCAGCCACGAAGACUUCUCACAGAGCAAAAGUAAGACUAAUACUACUUACUUUUUUUUGUCUCUGUUUCCUUGGAGUAAAGCUUACCAUGCAUUAUAGACAGGAAGUAGUGGGAUGGCUUAGGAGGAUAGAGGCCCAAUUCCACAGAAUACUGCAGUUAUUUCAAAGACUGAAAAAAAAAGAAGUACCUAAAGAAGACUUGCCUAGUGGUGAGUCAAAAUCCACUGAAGACCAACAGGCAGUAGCUUUGGAUGCUCCUGGGAAAUCUCACUUUAGCAAAGCCAUCUGAUAAUAUCAUCAAAGUAAUUCAACACAUUCUGAAUAGCUCUCAUCUCAUGUGAUGUCAUUAAAUGCAGAGUAAAAGUUAUCUUUGUUUAUUUUAAAUUAAUAAAUGCAGGCAGUAAGGCCUGCUGUUCUUU